Messenger RNA from Eurytemora carolleeae, 1022 nucleotides. Its product is annotated as thioredoxin domain-containing protein 9-like. Gene Ontology annotation, biological process: microtubule cytoskeleton organization. Gene Ontology annotation, cellular component: cytoplasm. NCBI's taxonomy places the organism in Eukaryota, Metazoa, Arthropoda, Copepoda, Calanoida, Temoridae. Bases 39 to 716 code for a protein of 225 amino acids. The record is from RefSeq and is a predicted model, not a curated record. The transcript has 7 exons.
UAAAAUUUUGUUUGUUUGCAGAAAAAUCAGUACUAAAAAUGGCAGGAAACGUAGAUAUGGGAGCUAUUCUCAGUCAGCAGUUAAUCAAUGCUGCUAGAGUAAUGGAAGAGCAGGUUGAUGAUGAGAUUAAGAACCUAGAGAAGCUGGACGAGGAUGAUCUUGAGGCUAUCAAACGCCGAAGACUAGAGGCGAUGAAGAACAUGCAGAAGAAGAAGGCUGAGUGGAUGCAGCAGGGCCACGGGGAGUACUCCGAGAUACCCGAGGAGAAGGAGUUCUUCAAUAUCACAAAGAAUUCACAGAACGUUGUUUGUCAUUUCUACAGAGAAGAAACUUUCAGAUGUAAGAUCCUGGACAAGCAUCUGAAUAUUCUGGCCAAGAAACAUCUUGAAACAAAGUUCUGCAAGAUUAAUGCGGAAAAGUGUCCCUUCCUCUGCGACAGACUCAAAAUCAAGGUCAUACCAACAGUGAUUCUGAUCAAGGACGCACAGACCCGUGGAUACGUAGUUGGGUUUUCAGAGCUGGGAAACACUGAUGAGUUUAGUACUGAGAUGCUGGAGUGGAGAAUUGCUCAGAAUGAAGUAAUCACUUACUCUGGCGACCUGAUGACCCCUCCCGAUGACGCAAAGAAAUCCUCCAAAACAAAUUUUAUCGGCAAGAAGGUAAAGGGACGUGGGAAGCGUAAUGACGGGGAUUCCAGUGAUGAGAAUGAUUGGUAGAGCUCUAAGCUGAACCUGGAUCAGGAGAGGAAUUGUUGAUGAUACUCAAACCUGGGAGAACAACACAAUACCAAGCAUUCCAUCCUAACCUGGAGUAUUUGCUUAUGUACAUAGCACUACUGUACAAUUUACGUCAAUGAGGAAACCCUACAGUACACUCUUCCAGUAACAUCUUUAUAUCGCACUAACUACACUAAUUUUAAGUUGCCUUCGUUGCCUUGAAUAUGCAUUUAUGUUUUGUUAAUCUUUGCCAGUUCUAGUAUUGGUGAAGAUAGUUAAGUAAUUAUACAUACACUGUUCGUCAGA